This is a messenger RNA of Argiope bruennichi, 2958 nucleotides long. Its product is annotated as GATA zinc finger domain-containing protein 14-like. The record is from RefSeq and is a predicted model, not a curated record. The coding region runs from base 22 to 2958 and encodes 978 amino acids. Lineage: Eukaryota; Metazoa; Arthropoda; Arachnida; Araneae; Araneidae. The transcript has 2 exons.
AGCUAUAAUCCAAGUGAAAAUAUGCAGAAUGUAUUGAAACACCUCAAUUUUCUUCUAUCUGUAAUGUUCUUGACAGAAGCAUUGCAUGGCCAGUCUAAAACUAGUCAAAAUCCUAAGCAUACAGGGGUUAUCUUCGUACAGCCACCCCAUAAUAGAAAUUUCAAUUCAGAUAAGUCGAACAAUCCACGGAAUAAUGAGUACAGCCUUGAAGGAGGAGGAAGAGGAGAUGCCCACUCUCAAUCGAAUCGUCCACCAUCAUCUUCAUACAAUCAAUAUAAUUCAAACGAUGGAGAAAGUUCAGCCAGAAACCCAUUACACGCACAUGAGGAUAAAACGUUCUUAAACAACAGGGAAGAACAACAACAAAGGUUCCUGCAGCCUCAAAAGCAUCAUCAAGAAAUUAAUUCCUUUUAUCCAGAAAAUGGUGAACGCCACCCUCAUGAAGCAAAAAAUUCUAAAUCUUCUCAACAGGAGACUCCUUCCUCAAUGAAUUCCCCAAGAACCAAUCAAAUUAAUGGAAGAGGAUACAAUCGGCCACAUGAUCCACUUCAAUAUAAGAAGGACCAAAGGUCUAUUCAUGUAUCGCCUGAUCCUUAUUAUAGAGAGAUGCAUUUACAAGAGAAGGGAGAAAGACCUGUAUAUGAAGAUUAUCAAAAAAGUCCUGUAAAUUCAAGAAAAGCACUCAUUCGUGAGGAAGGUUCAGAAGAAAAUUCACAAUGGCAUGAAAGUGAAUCUUUGGCACCAACUUCGAGAAGAAAUAACCAUCAGCCAGAAAUGUCUUCUUAUCAGCCAAGAAACCAAUUUCAAAUUCGAGAAUUUCAGUCUCCUCAACCAAACCAUUCUGACAAUGAGUUUUCUACCAGUCGAGGCCAAUCAUCAAAAUCUGAUUCUGAUACAAAUUAUAAACAAAAUUUCCGACCUUCACAGGGAACUUAUCGAUCAGUAUCACAUUUAGAUGACCUAGAGAAUGAAGAUUUGCGUGAUUCAGUUAAAAAGUAUUCAAAUGCAGAUCGUUCUCAACAGGACAAUUUAAAUUUUAAGGCGAACUUCCCUCCUUCGAAGGGUAACUCACGGGCAAUAUUACGAUCUCCAGAGUUGAGGAAUGAGGAUUUGCUUAAUUCUUUUAGAGGGCAUUCAGAUGCUGAUUCUUCAAUGCAUGAUAAUUUAAAUUUUAGACGAAAUUAUCCACCUUCGGAGGGAACUUUUAGAUCAGUAGAACAAUCAGAUAAAUUGCAGAGUGAAGAUUCGCCUGAUUCAUUUAAGCAACAUUCAAAUGAUGAUUCUUUAUCUCAAAAUAAUUUUAAUCCUCAAAUAUCAGGGAGAUAUAGGCCACAAUAUACUGAAAUUUCACCUGAUUUUGAACAUCACUCAACAAAUAAAGAUUAUCAUGAUGACAAUCAGCACAAUUUUCAGAGUCCAAUGCCAUUGGAAAGACCUCAUUUAAAAGAAAAUUCAAAACAUCAGACACCAAACUCCGACAAUUUUUCUCCAAGUCAAAGACUGCCACAUUUAGAUGAAGAUCUCCCAUCAAAUUACAAUGUAUAUUCAAAUGAAAAGCAGCCAUCUUCUCACAAAUCUGUCCAAAACUCUAAGCAUCCAUUAACGCGUGAAAGUAGUGAAAAUUACCCUGAAAGGCAGCCACAAUCGGAAGGAACUUAUUCAGAUUUUUCAGAUGAACAUUCUCCAAGUUCUCAGCAGAACAAUCAAAAUUUUGCCUCUUCUUCCAGGACAAGAAGUGGACAAGGUAGAAAUCAACAAGAGCUUUCUCAACAUCCGGAACUGAAUAGGAAGCAUUCAGAUAGACAAGUUAGAAAUCAGCAAGAGCUUCCUCAACACCCAGAACUGAAUAGAGACUAUUCAGAUAGACAAGGAAGAAAUCAACAAGAGCGUCCUCCAUCUCGAGAACUGCAUAUGGAUUAUUCAAAUAGGCAAGGUAGUAGUUACCAACAGAUUUCUCAACCUCAAGAAUUGAGUACUCAUUAUUCAAAUAGAAAAGGUAGAAAUCAUCAAGAACUUCCUGAAUCUCAACAAUUGCAUGCGGAAUAUUCAGGCGAAAAUGUUCCAAAUUUUCACCAACCAACACAUACAAAUACAAAUACACAAGGACAGCUACCGAGAGAUAAUUUUCAUCUAAAUUAUAAUGAACCACCACCUCAAUCUCAAGGAUUGCAACAAAAAUAUUCCGAUGAAAAUCUGCCAACAAAAAAUGAAGCAUCUCAGACUUCGAAAAUUCCUUAUGUUCGAUCAUUCACUGAAGGCCGACAUCUGGGUAAACAGGAAUCGUUUCAAUAUCUCCCAGAAAAUGCAGAGUUAGUUGACGUUUCAUCAAAUAAGAAAAAUAACCCUUCAGUUCCACAUUCAGAAAUGCUGCCAGCUAAUAAAAAAGGCCAGCAAGUUGCUAUUGGUGACUAUUCAGUUGGUCAUAGUGUUCAUCCUGAGGAGUACAGUUCACCCCAUAACUUCCAAGACGCUCCUUCGCGACCAAGAAGUAACAAACGCAAGGGUAGAUUGGAAAAUUUACCCAAUAAUCCUUUGAAGGAACAAGUUGCUGGUGAAUUAUAUUCUGAACCAGAUUCUAGAUUGCCAGCAGUAGAACACAAUACAUUUAAAAAAUCUCGUUCCUCAAGACAACGAGCUGCACAGCGGUCUUUAUCUCCUGACCAGAAUAUUCAAAAUGUCCCUGUGAAAAGAUCUAGUGAAGAUGACAGUACAGUAAAAAAUCUUACUUUUUCAGCCACAGUUGAAAGAGAUCAUAUAGUAAGCAUGGGGUCGGAGCAAGAACCAGAUUCAGAACCAGAACCGGAGGAGAGAGAUGACGACGAUGAUGAUUUUGGCGAAGAGCAACAUGAUGGCUUCCUGGACAUGGGAGCAUAUACAGACAAGCAAGGCUCUUUCGGUUGGUACGCAGAUUUUCCUGUUGGCAGAGGUCAUGACAAAGUAUCAUAUUCAUCAUCAUAA